Messenger RNA from Sphaerodactylus townsendi, 848 nucleotides. RefSeq names its product SPRY domain-containing protein 3-like. The transcript is spliced from 6 exons. NCBI's taxonomy places the organism in Eukaryota, Metazoa, Chordata, Lepidosauria, Squamata, Sphaerodactylidae. The record is from RefSeq and is a predicted model, not a curated record. The coding region runs from base 105 to 848 and encodes 247 amino acids. Gene Ontology annotation, molecular function: protein binding.
AGAACAGCCCGGAUGUGAGCUGAGUGGCAGGCGGCUGAGCAGCCAGGAGGAAGAAGUGGACCAGAGGCUGGAGGAGGGCAAGACGGUGGAAGAGGGAGGGGCCCAUGGAGGGAGAGCAAGGCCCUCUCGGGAUCCUUACCGCCAUAAUGGAUGAUUUAAACCUGCACUACAGAUUUCUCAACUGGAGGAGGAGGAUCCGGGAAAUCAGAGAAGUGCGAGCUGUCCGGUACCAAGAGCGAUUUAAACAUAUCCUUGUGGAUGGAGACACAUUAAGUUACCAAGGAAACUCCGGCGAAGUUGGCUGUUAUGUUGCACCUCGUCCAUUGACCAAAGACAACAAUUAUUUUGAGGUAUCCAUUGUGGACAGCGGUGUCCGAGGGACCAUUGCGGUGGGCUUGGUGCCGCAGUACUAUAGCCUGGACCAUCAGCCCGGAUGGCUACCGGAUUCUGUUGCCUACCAUGCCGAUGAUGGCAAGCUUUACAAUGGCCGAGCCAAGGGCCGUCAGUUUGGGACGAAAUGCAGCUCUGGAGACCGAAUUGGCUGUGGAAUUGAACCUGUGUCUUUCGAAGUCCAGACAGCCCAGAUAUUCUUCACCAAAAAUGGCAAGAGGGUGGGAUCAACCAUAAUGCCACUCUCUCCAGAGGGACUCUUCCCAGCCGUGGGGAUGCACUCACUGGGGGAAGAGGUCCGGCUCCACCUCCAUGCAGAACUGGGCAACGAGGAGGAAGAUGACAGCAUCAUGAUGGUGGACAGCUACGAGGAUGAAUGGGGCCGGCUGCACGACGUGAAAGUCUGUGGCACAGUGAGUGAGCAUCUCUUGGAGAGGUGGAGAGGAUUGAUGCUUUGA